Molecule: messenger RNA, 350 nt
Organism: Linum trigynum
Lineage: Eukaryota; Viridiplantae; Streptophyta; Magnoliopsida; Malpighiales; Linaceae
Source: the annotation of a GenBank genome assembly
AGUACAUCCUAGACAUGACUAUGAUAUUCCUUAUAAUUCAGAGAUAGAUCCUAUGUAUGAACAUGAACCAUAUCAACAGUUUGUGGGUGUGGAACUUGAUGGAGUCCAGGUUGGUGAACUGAGCAGUAGUGACUUAGAGGAAGAAGUGCCCGAAACACUUAGUUCUGAUGAGGAUGGUAAUGAAGAUACUAGUGACAAGGAUGGGGAUGGGGAUGAUACAAUGAUUUUGUAUAGUAAUGCUGCCAUUGAAUCAGAAGACACUUCUGAUAGUAAUGGUGGUAACAACAAUGAUGAUGAUCUCUAAUAUACUAUUGUAAUUUUACACAACAAAAUAAACGAUUUUGGUGUUC